GGAGAUGCGGAGAGAGCGCCGGGCGCCGGGAGCUGACUGGACCGCUCCAGACGGCGGCGCGUGCGGCGGCUUCUGAAAGCAGCGAGUUGGCCGAGCCCGGCUGCAUUUCCAGCAGGAGCUGCGAGCACAGUGCGGGCUCACAGCAAGAUGCUCAAGGUGCCAGCCGUAUUGUGUGUGUGUGCAGCCGCUUGGUGCAGUCAGGCUCUCGCAGCUGCCGCGGCAGUGGCAGCGGCCGGGGGGCGGUCGGACAGCGGUAAUUUUCUGGAUGAUAAACAAUGGCUCACCACGAUCUCUCAGUAUGACAAGGAAGUCGGACAGUGGAACAAAUUCCGAGACGAUGAUUAUUUCCGCACUUGGAGUCCAGGAAAGGCCUUCGAUCAGGAUCCAGCUAAAGAUCCAUGCUUAAAGAUGAAAUGUGGUCGCCAUAAAGUAUGCAUUGCUCAGGAUGCUCAGACUGCAGUCUGCGUUAGUCACCGGAGGCUCACACACAGCGUGAAAGACGCAGGAGCAGGCCGUAAGCAGUGGAGGGGGCCCGUGUCAUCUGCCUGCAAGCAGUGCCCAGCGCUCUAUUCCAGCCCCGUUUGUGGUUCAGAUGGUCAUACCUACUCUUCACAGUGCAAACUAGAAUAUCAGGCAUGUGUCUUAGGAAAACAGAUCUCAGUGAGAUGUGAAGGCCAUUGCCCAUGUCCUUCAGAUAAGUCAACAAGUACAAGCAGAAAUGUUAAGAGAGCCUGUAGUGACAUGGAGUUCAGAGAAGUGGCAAACAGGUUGCGGGACUGGUUCAAGGCCCUUCAUGAAAGUGGAAGCCAAAACAAGAAGACAAAAGCAUUACUGAGGCCUGAGCGAAGCAGAUUUGAUACCAGUAUUUUGCCAAUUUGCAAGGAUUCACUUGGCUGGAUGUUUAACAGACUUGAUACAAACUAUGACCUGCUACUGGAUCAGUCAGAGCUGGGAAGCAUUUACCUUGAUAAGAAUGAACAGUGUACGAAGGCAUUCUUCAAUUCUUGUGACACAUACAAGGACAGUUUGAUAUCUAACAAUGAAUGGUGCUACUGCUUCCAGAGACAGCAAGACCCACCUUGCCAGACGGAGCUCAGCAAUAUUCAGAAGCGGCAAGGGAUAAAGAAGCUCCUAGGACAGUACAUACCCCUAUGUGAUGAAGACGGUUACUACAAGCCAACCCAAUGCCAUAACAGUGUGGGGCAGUGCUGGUGUGUUGACAGAUAUGGAAAUGAAGUCAUGGGAUCCAGAACAAAUGGUGUGGCAGGUUGUGCUAUUGAUUUUGAGGUCUCUGGAGAUUUUGCAAGUGGGGAUUUCCAUGAAUGGACUGAUGAUGAGGAUGAUGAAGAUGAUAUUAUGAACGAUGAAGAUGAAAUUGAAGAUGAUGAUGAAGAUGAAGGGGAUGAUGACGAUGACGGUGAUGAUCACGAUGGCUACAUUUGAUGAAGCAGAGAUCAAUAAAUUUAAUAUUUCUAUUAUUUACAAAGUGAUAGCCUAUUGAGAAUUACCUUUUUGCUCCCAAACAAAAUGAUUCUAAAACUCACGUAUAUUUUGUAUAAUUAUUUCAAAUAUUGCAGCUAAAGUCAGAACUUUAUGUUUAAAUCAGUUAUUUACUUUGAGUUUUUAUAUGCCUUAGAGAAAAAGAAAACACAUAUGGAGUCUAGCCAGAUGGAAGAGAAGUAUGAAGAGCUACUCAAUAAACAAAUUUCCUAAGAAUAAACUAUGUAAAUCUCCCACAAACAAAACAACCACCAGUGUUGGAAGUAGUAUGUGUUAUGUUUUUGAGAGAUACUCUAAGUUAAAUUUAUAAUAACUUAUUGGUGACCUGGGUCCCCAGGAUUUUAAGAAAAUAUGCAUGACCUUAAUUGCAAUUCCAAAGUAGCAUUUUUCCGAAACCUAGAGAUGAGUGAGGGGAUACCACACAGGGUAAGAAAAAUAAGUCCUAUAUCGUGUUUACAUUAAUAAUGAUGUUUUUAAUUAUGUAGUUAUUCUGGAUAUGAUAGGAUAUUUUUUGAAAUGGCAAGUAUGGAAAACCAUGGAUUCUGAAAGUUAAAAACUUAGUUGUUCAUUCUAUUUUUUUUUUAAAUUUGGAUAGCAGGCUCAUGUAGAUGUUUUCUUUUAUAUUCUUAAAGAGCACGAUUUAUUUACCUUUCUAGAUUUCUUUAUCUUUCUGACCAGCAACUUAGGGUGCAGAAUUUAAACUAGGAAGACAAAGAGAAAGAUUUAUUUAAAUAUUUUCACAUAUAGUUUGUCACAUGCCUAAUGUCAAAUUUAAAAAUCUUAGUUCUUAUUUUAUUUCCUAUUUUAGAAGAGAAUUUACAUUUAAUCUAAGAAUUAUACCAUUUUGUUACUAGUGUCGAAACUUAGAGAACGUAUUGUAUGGUGCCUUGCAAAAUAGAAAUAGAAAGGUUUUAGCAUGCACACCAAUAUAGGAUAUUAGACAAUAUAUAAGCACACCUAAUUAACAAAAUUAAUACCAAUAAAGGUACUGCUGCUGGAAUGAAGAAAAUGGAAUGUGUUCCUUUCUUUUUUCUAUUGUUACAUAAUUGCCAUGUGGACUUGUUUAUGAUUAUUGUGUAGACUAGCAUUUAAGAUUUAACUGUAACAAAAAUACUUUAAUUGCUAUAUUUAAUUUAGCAUGUUAAUUAAUUGUGUAGACUUUUCAGCAUACCAUCACCUUUAAGUAUAUCAGACCUAUGGUUUUGUGCCCAUAUAAAAAUGAAAAAACGUGUUGAAUAUUUCUCAUUGCUAUUAUAAUUUAAACAGUGGAUCAACUGGUUUCCCAAUAUACAAUUCAUUGAAAGUAAAAUUGUUGGAUUAUUUCCAUUUGAUUAAUACACACUAAAAAAAGAAACUUUAAUGUUGACUUUAUGUAAUAUUUAAGGUACAAUGCAUUUUCUUUUUUACUGUUUAUGUAUAGUUUACAAAAUAAAGAAUCUUGUAACCAAAUUAAA
This is a messenger RNA of Pteronotus mesoamericanus, 2954 nucleotides long. RefSeq names its product SPARC (osteonectin), cwcv and kazal like domains proteoglycan 3 (gene SPOCK3). The record is from RefSeq and is a predicted model, not a curated record. The transcript has 11 exons. NCBI's taxonomy places the organism in Eukaryota, Metazoa, Chordata, Mammalia, Chiroptera, Mormoopidae. Gene Ontology annotation, molecular function: calcium ion binding; extracellular matrix binding; collagen binding. Bases 148 to 1443 code for a protein of 431 amino acids. Gene Ontology annotation, biological process: anatomical structure development.